This is a messenger RNA of Lasiodiplodia theobromae, 1536 nucleotides long. Its product is annotated as Cytochrome P450. The record is from RefSeq and is a predicted model, not a curated record. The coding region runs from base 1 to 1536 and encodes 511 amino acids. The transcript is spliced from 6 exons. Gene Ontology annotation, molecular function: oxidoreductase activity, acting on paired donors, with incorporation or reduction of molecular oxygen; heme binding; iron ion binding. NCBI's taxonomy places the organism in Eukaryota, Fungi, Ascomycota, Dothideomycetes, Botryosphaeriales, Botryosphaeriaceae.
AUGGCGAACAACACGCUCAACGCACCAUCAAGUGGUUCCUCAGGUGGCUCUCUGCCGUUUGGGGAUCCCACCACUGUUCUGUUUUCAGCCUUGGCAGGCCUUUUUCUCAUCAUUUUCCACCAAUGGUCGAGGACACCCAAGAUUCCGACCAUCAAUGCCUAUCCUGGAGAUUGGAUGCUCAAGAAGGCGCACAAAGAUUUUGAGCAGAAUGCAAGAGCUCUUAUCCGCGAAGGAACUGAAAAGUUCAAAGGACCAUUUCGCAUCAUCACUGCACUCAGCUCGACUAUUCUCGUUCCAACUGAGUGGGCGGAAUGGGUGAAGAACUGCAAUGACCUGGAUCAUCUUGAAUGGACCUAUCAUGAAUUUUUUGCAGGUUAUCCUGGCUGGGAGGGUAUCACCGCAGCCGUGUGCGACCCGAACAAGCUCCUCAUCGAGAUCACCAAGAGCAAGCUUAACCAAAACUCGCAAUGCACUCUCUUCCGUGAGCAGAUCACAAGGACCCUCCACAAAAUCUGGUCCGACAAGCCAGAAUGGCACAGCAUCGACUGGCACACCGACUCCCUGACCUUCAUCAGCCAAAUGUCCGCCGCCGUAUUCGUCGGCCCCGAGCUGUGCGCCGACCCGGAAUGGCAGGACAUCACCAUCACCUACGCCGUCAACAUGUUCCUCGCCACACGCGCCUUGCGCCGCUACCCGCGCUUCACGCGCACCCUCGCCAACUGGUUCCUGCCCGAGAGCACCAAGUGCCGCGAGCAGGUGCGCCGCGGCCGCAGGAUGAUCCAGGACGUCAUGGAAAAGCGCGCAAAGGAGAGGCGCGAGGCUCUGUCCCAGGGGCGCGAGCCCGAGAAGCAUGAGGAUACGCUGGCGUGGCUGGAGGAGCGCGCUAGUAAGGGCAAGUCGUAUGAUCCUGUUGCCAUCCAGCUCGGCUUCGCGAUGGCGGGCUUGCACACGACUACGCAGUUGCUCAAGCAGGCGGUGUUGGAUAUUUGUGGGCAGCCGGAGCUGGUUGCACCUCUGAGGGAGGAGGUCGAGAAGGCGGUGGCUGAGAGCGGGUGGACGACGGCUGGGCUGUACAAGAUGCAGUUGUUGGACAGCGCUAUCAAGGAGACGCUGAGGUUGAAGCCUGGGUUGUUGGCCAAUCUCGAGCGCCGGUCCCUCAAGGACAUCACCCUGCCAGAUGGCACCAAGAUUCUGCGAGGCACCAACGUGUCCGUUGACAGCUCACGCAUGUGGGACCCAACCGUAUACGGUGACGAUGCGGCCAAGUUUGAUGGUUUCAGGUUCCUGCGGCUGCGCAAUGAAGGUGCGCCCGCAACUUCCAUGGUGUCGAGUAGCCCCGAGCAGUUCACUUUCGGCAUGGGCAAGUCUAUCUGCCCUGGGCGCUUCUUUGUACACAAUGAGGUCAAGGUUGCACUAGCGACCAUCUUACUUGAGUAUGACGUGAAGCUUACAGACGGCUACACUCCAAAGUUUGUGGAGUUCGGGUUUGAGAUUGUGGUGGAUCCGGCGCCGAAGGUGGAGGUGAGGAGGCGGUAG